CUUUGUGGGAGUCUGCGGAGCAGUAGAGGACAGUGCCAACUGUGAGAUGUUGGGCAGCCCAGAGUUUCCUCUGUUAUCCAAGGAAGGAGAUAUCACUGUUGGAGGAGCUUUCUCCAUCCAUAGCCAAGUAUCAAAGCCUUUGCUCUCCUUCACAAAUGAUCCAGAAUCUCUCACAUGUUCGAGGAUCAAUUUUAGGGAAUUUCGUUUUGCCCAAACGAUGAUUUUUGCCAUCGAGGAGAUUAACAAUAGCAGCUCUCUGCUGCCUAAUAUCUCAAUUGGUUAUAAGGUAUAUGACAGCUGUGGUUCAACAUUGCCUUCAAUGCGUGCAGUGAUGGGUCUGAUGAACGGGCAGGAAAGGACUUUCGAUAAAACUUGCUCAGGGAAGUCAUCUGUUCAUGCCAUCAUCGGGGCCUCUGAGUCCUCCUCAACCAUUGCGAUGCUACAAAUAUCAGGCGUUUUCCAAAUUCCGGUGAUCAGCCACUUUGCAACAUGUGCAUGUCUGAGUAACAGAAAGGAAUAUCCCUCCUUCUUCAGAACCAUUCCUAGUGAUUACUAUCAGAGCAGAGCCAUUGCAAAACUGGUAAAACAUUUUGGCUGGACAUGGGUUGGUGUAGUCAGAAGUGACAAUGACUAUGGCAACAAUGGCAUGGAAACAUUUAUCACAGCUGCAAGCCAUGAAGGGGUCUGUGUUGAGUACUCUGAGGCCAUCUCAAGGACUGAUCCCAGUUGGCGGGUUGAAAGGGUGGUCAGAGUAAUCCACGGCGGCACUGCAAGGGUCUUAGUUGCCUUCCUCGCCCAGGGCGAGAUGGACAUUCUGCUCGAGGAAGCUCUGAGGCAGAAUCUGACUGGGCUGCAGUGGGUGGGCAGUGAGUCCUGGAUUACGGCAGGUCAUCUGGCCAUUGAAAGGUUCUCGGGAAUCCUAACAGGGUCUCUGGGCUUCGCCAUCAGAAAAACACAAAUCACAGGCCUGCGAGAGUUUCUUUUGAAGGUUAACCCAAGUCAAAACCCACAUAGUGAUCUGCUGAGAGAGUUCUGGGAAGCCACAUUUGGUUGCAGUUUCAAAUCCAAAUUGUAUGUUCAGAAGCAGUGCUCUGGCUCUGAGAGACUAGAGGACAACAGCAAUCCUUUCACAGAUGUGUCACAGCUAAGGAUAUCUUACAAUGUGUAUAAAGCUGUUUAUGCUGUGGCUCAUGCAAUGCACAACAUGUUAAGCUGUGGACCAAAUGAUGAAGCUGGGUAUCAGUCGUGUCAAUGGAAAGAUAAUUUACAGAUGAAAGAGGUUAUGAAACACCUCCAAGAUGUGAAUUUCACUCUUCCGUCAGGCGAAAGUGUACAUUUUGAUGUAAAUGGGGAUCCUGCAGCUAUUUAUGAGCUGGUGAACUGGCAAGGAAACCAAGCAGGAGAAAUCAAGUUUGUGGCUGUAGGGAGCUACGAGGCCUCGAUACCAAAUGGAGAACAGUUCGUCAUGAAUGAACCGAGCACAACAUGGGCCUCUGAAUCCCAACAGAGGCCACAGUCUGUCUGCAGCGAGAGUUGUCUGCCAGGUUUUCGGCAGGCUGUGAUUAAAGGAAAACCCAUCUGCUGUUUUUCCUGCAUCGCCUGUGGUGCUGGAGAGAUCAGCAACUCCAGCAAUCCAGGAGAGUGUUCCCACUGUCCACUGGAGUACUGGUCAAAUGGAGAUCACAGCCAGUGUGUUCCGAAGGUCAUCGAGUUUCUAUCUUUUGGUGAAACCAUGGGCGCCCUUCUCACCGCUUUCUCAUUGCUUGGAGCAAGUUCAACACUACUGGUGUUGUGUGUCUUCUAUCGAUUUCAUCACACACCUCUCGUUAAAGCCAGUAACUCUGAGUUGAGCUUCCUUCUGCUCUUCUCCUUGACUCUGUGUUUCCUGUGUCCUUUGACCUUCAUAGGCCGCCCAACUGAGUGGUCCUGCAUGCUGCGACACACAGCUUUUGGCAUCACCUUUGCUUUGUGUAUAUCUUGUAUCUUGGCUAAAACUUUAGCAGUUGUAAUUGCCUUCAAGGCCAAAAGUCCAGCAAACACAGUUAUUCAGUGUUCUGCUCCACUCCAGAAAAUAACUGUUCUCAGCUGUACUUUACUUCAGGUGUUAGUUUGUGUGCUGUGGUUACUUCUUGCACCGCCAUUCCCCUCCAAAAAUACAGCGUAUGCCACUGAAAGGAUAAUUCUACAGUGUAAUUUAGGUUCAGCUAUAGGCUUCUGGGCUGUGCUGGGGUACAUAGGACUCCUGGCUAUGCUGUGCUUUAUCCUUGCUUUUCUGGCUCGGAAGGUGCCAGAUAAUUUCAAUGAAGCCAAGCUCAUUACCUUCAGCAUGCUGAUUUUCUGUGCAGUCUGGGUAACUUUUAUUCCCGCAUAUGUCAGUUCUCCCGGGAAGUUCACUGUAGCUGUAGAGAUAUUUGCUAUGCUUGGCUCUAGCUUUGGGUUGCUCAUUUGUAAAUUUGCUCCAAAAUGUUAUAUUUUAUUGCUUAAACCAGAAAGAAAUACAAAAAAACAUAUGAUGGGGAGAAACCAGUGAAAAUC
Molecule: messenger RNA, 2535 nt
Organism: Pungitius pungitius (ninespine stickleback)
Lineage: Eukaryota; Metazoa; Chordata; Actinopteri; Perciformes; Gasterosteidae
Product: extracellular calcium-sensing receptor-like
Exons: 6
Coding region: 47-2530 (827 amino acids)
Biological process (GO): G protein-coupled receptor signaling pathway
Cellular component (GO): plasma membrane
Molecular function (GO): G protein-coupled receptor activity
Source: RefSeq, a predicted model, not a curated record